UGUUUGUCUACCCAGCCGUAUUCAAACUUCUGAUGUGGCAAUUUUAAGGCCAGAAACAAGGAUUUCCAGGUUCUCCAUAGUCAGGUAAGACUGAAUAAAACUUUGUCUAAAUGUUUUGACGUUCCAUAUAGUUUUUCAGCUAUUUCGAAAAGGCAUUCUUCAUAACUCUUCAGCAGAAGAAUAAAUUCCGAGGAAUUAUCUACUGGUAGGUCGGAGAGAUCUUUAGCAGGAGCCUGAUAAAGUAAAUGGUACCGUCGGUGACAAGGGAUGAAACAUUUCUUACAUCCCAACUGAUAUCAACCCCUCUAUUAUCCACCCAGCCCAUGUAAUGUUGUACCACACCACCGGGGUCAGUACGGCUCUUACUCUUUACUAACAACAGUGUGGAUUCUUUUACGUCCAACAAGAAUCAGAACAAUGAAGAACUGUGAGACGGAGCCUUCGGUUGUUCGUCCUUAUUCGAGAAGUCUAGAAUGUCUAACCAUUUGUAGAUGUCAAGACCCUGAGCGUUGGGGUCCAGCCGGUGUUUGAACCCCCGACAUCCCGCUCGGCAGACAGGCGCUUAUCCAAUUGAGCUAACCGGGCGGGCGUUGUGGGUUGUCUUGUGUUUUGGGAGUUUUUCAGAGAGCUCCCUUAAUUCCCAAGGUAUCCCGGCCCGCCUCCUUCACCCUUAGGGCGCAAUUUAAAUUAUGAACUUCCCCUUAUCGAGACACAAGUUCACCUGUUUGUCAAUUCAGUACGGUUUUUGUGUCAUUGAUGUUAUCGAAAAUGUUGUUUCAUGUCCCUAAAGGCAAUAUAGGACGUAAAUAGUAUGCAUUAAAAUAGUGCAAAGCAGGUGAAUUUUAUUUAUUGAGCAAAAGUAAGUUCCUGAUCGUGGGUGGUUCCGUGGUGUACUUAAAUGUUCAAGAAUUGGUAUAGGAUUUAAUAGAGCCGAAGUCGAUUGAGGAAUUGUAUAGUCACAUUUUACGCAUCCUACUGAUGAACAGUUACGACUUUUUAGCAACAAAAAUAUAAUUUGCCGUCUGUCCCCUUUGAAUACAUCUAUGCCUUCACUGAAACAGUAGUUGACUAUUGACUUGUUUUAGUUGUCGCUUACAAAAGUAACUGCUUUUUUGGCACACGUCAGGUAGAUCAAGGGCGUAUAAAUCGCAAAUUUUUGGCAACAAUUUUUGCGCGUACCUCUCGUGGCUUGAUUUCAUCGCUAGUUUUAUUGUCAGUUAUCUUUGUCCUUGUCUUGACGCUAUACUUUAAUGAGUAUAAAAUACAUGAAAAUAACCGAUGAUAAAAUUGAUCAAUGCUUUCUACGUGCAAUGCUGCAUGACAAAUAAAAAACACUGGGAGGGGAGGAAAAGAACUUUGUUCUUUCAGUCAGAUAUGUACCGCCGCAUUUUACUUGAAACACGACUUGAGGACCCUUUUUGUCAUUUUACGUCUUACAGCAGUUCAACCGAAGUUUACUUCACCUUUUUUUACAGUGAAUUGCCACGAAUAUGACGACGGGCAAAGGACUGCUGGCAGUCACAUUAAAAGUUCGUUAUCUCCGGCCUGGUUUCGUUGUAUCGAGGUUCUUUUCAACGGCAUUGCUGGGUCGCAAAAUAUCGUUUGUUAUACCAAGGAAUUCGUUAUUUAUAGAGGUUUGUUUUACAUCGAGGUUUCACGGUUUACGUUCUGUAUAAAGUAGCAAUAACUGUAUAAUUUGCAUACCAAUGCCAUUUCUAUUAUAAAUUAAUGUAAUAUCCAGUGAAGUACAGCCGGCAACAUAUGUUGACAGAAAUUUUAAAUCGCCCCUUAAAAAUUCAAUCUACUUGUCUUGGAGCAAUAUCAUCAUUUCCCGUAGAGCAAAACAAAACAAAAAGGAAAAUUGAAUACAAAUUAUUACAGCUUAAAAACUUAUUGUCCUUAAACCGGUUUGCCGAUUUUCAUUCUUUCUUUUCUUUCUAGUCUUUCAAUUUUUCCACUUAAGACUAGCUGAGCAGCCGUGAGAAAGCGCAAUAAACUCAAUGUCUUUCAGUGUUCCGUUUACAUCAAUUUACCUGGUUGAAAGAGAUACAAUAUUCAGUUUACUUUCUUAAAAUAGAACUUUUAGACAGUUCAUUGUUCAUACCCCCAUUAAAAAGACUAAGUAGUUUCCCCUUGACUACAAACAAAAAAAUAUUUCAUUAGCCUAUCACUCCGCUGAACUACCUCACUAGUAUAAACUUGUCAGUUUUGAUAAGUCCUCAAAAAGCUGUACAAAAUUGAUAUCGACCUCUCCGAUCACGCAAUGGAUAUCCUGUCUAUGUUGUUUGGACAGCUAAUAGAAACAUUUUUGUGAUUUUUUUUGUUGAAUGAUACUCUAUUUUCACGCGAUGGGAUGGUGUUUUCAAAUUUAAAAAAAAAGACUCAUAAAUGUUUAUGCUAAGCCCAAGUUCUUUCAAAAACCAACAUAUCUUACAAAGGGAAAAAUUGCUGUUUAUUUGACAAAGUUGGAAACAUUGUCUGUGUUUCCGAUUUUCUACCAAUAUUUUCCUUCAACAAAACCAAAAAUAUGCAUUAAGUAUAGACCUAUUCAAAUAUCGAGUAAGAUAAAUUCGAGCAAGGUUUCUUCCGCAAUUCUCAUUCAAAUGAAGCAGAAUGUAAUUAAGCACUUUGUUGAUUUCCUUUCCGGUUCGGCUGCCCCUUAAGCGAUUUCAACGUAUGAACUUCUGCGUGUUGAAAGAAAGAUGUUUGAAAAUUUGCUCAGCUGCGAUACUUCAUUCCAGGCUUACUUGGAGAUCGGAAUAGCGUGAAAUUUGUGCGGAUACAGUUACCGCAUCAAGGUCACUGACAAAUUCAAGUAACUGUUUCAAACUUUGGGGUGAUCGAUACCACUACAUGACUCUAAUAAGUUUGCAUUGAUACGCAGUCUUCGGAGUUAAGCAUUGAAAAGGAAGGCAUAUUGCUUUGUUUCCAUUUAAAAGCGAGAGGGCUACGCAAACAGCCCUCCAGCUUGACAAGGUGAGAGCCCGGGUGAAAGUUAACGAUGCUGGUCCACUGAAUUUUGAAGCGAAGUAAAAUCGGUACAGUUGUGGUUACAAUUACUUCUGACCUGUUUUCAAGUCUUCAAAACCGCCAGCUCAUCGAAGGAUGCAAAUAUUAAACCGCCAAUUAUUCGGUCUAAAUAUUAUAGUGUUGACAUUUGCGCUCUUAGUUUUUGCAAUUGUUUCUGUCGAAGGGAGACUUUGCAAAACGCAUCAGGAUUGCCUGGGGGAUUUCAUACAGUGUUGCAGCGGUUACUGUCGUCAAUCAUGCAACUUGUCGUGCUCCAGAAACGAUCAGUGCGGCUCACCCCCAACCCUCGAGGAACAUUGCUGCAAAGGAACGUGUAUAUCAACAUCUCUGACUUGUGAAAAGCCAGCACCUGAGAAAGAAAACGUCCUAAGCCCGCCUUUAAUUGCUGUAGUUGCGAUAUUCAGUGUGUUACUUGUGAUAGCUUUGUGCUGUGUCUUCAGGGCACAGCUGUGCAAAAUGCGCGCACUUUGUUUCGCGGGUAACAGAGGCUCUAGGCGGGAAGGGAACGCCGGUGUCAAGGUAAGCGUUGGUGCCGGCUUCAUGGAACUCGGACGAAAUGGAACUGAUGAAAGCUUGAAUGUAACAGAGAGAUUUACUUUACGAGCCGGUAGCAACUCCUGGGUUGGACAGGAUUUUCGUGUUGUGCCUCCAAAAUCAUUAAGUAAAAGAAACUAUCAUGACUAAAGUGCGGAAUUUUGUCAGAUUGAAUCGGCUUCAAGCGCUUAGUAAAAGCCCUGUUGGUUCUCUUAGGAUUCAUCCUUGACAGACAUUACAAGUGUAUUCAUAUUAACAGAAGUUGAACAUUGUAUUUCUGCUACUCGGCUUUUAAUCACGCACGGGCGAAAUCGCAUGAUCUGAUGAUGACCCUUGCAAUCGGAAUCUCUUAGAAGUCAGUACGAAAAAAAAAAAACUACUAACUAUGUUUGUAUUAUUGUUUAUUGACUCAGUUAUUUAUAUUUUCAAAGGGAGUGUUAAUAAGAGACAGCGUUCAUCAGUUAAGUAAAGAAAAAAUAACGAUACCAACAACAAAGAAAACCGAUGCAUUUUUUUUUCACCCUAUUGUAAUGACGCGAAAGAAAAACGACUUUUGAUGAAUCAUCAAACUACUAUAUUUGGUUGAACGUCUCAUGGUUCAAACACAUGAGUUCAUAAAAACGUGCAGGUCAUUUGUAGAAAAAUCAUAAUAAUAUCAAAAACAAAUAAGCAAAAAAAAAAAAAAAAAGAAAGAAAAGAAAAAUUGAGCAAUGAUCGCAUAUCUGUAGUCCUGUGGGAGUGGGUGAGGGUGGAUGAGAUAGGGGUCGACUCGCGAAUGUCCGUCUUGCCAGAGACAGGCCGAUAAUAAGUUCUCCAUCUUUGAAAUAACAUCAUGUUUAAAAUGUUUAAUUUCAGUCCCUGAAGUUUGUACCAGUAAUGCAAGAAUAUUGCCGUUGACUUUAAAAGCUUUUAUCCGCGAUUAAAGUGACAAUUUUUUCUUUCAGAUUUUAAUUUUCGCGUUUGUUUUUAGUUACUUGCUUCAUUUGUUUGAAAAUGUUAUGUUUUUGGCAGUUAUAUUUGUUAUGUCGUAACCUAUUAAUAAUGAAGUACGUUCUUUAGGAUUUCGAUCAGUUCAGGUCCCUCGUUCGUGGUUUAUUUAGUCCAGAUUUUUCCCCAAAAUCAAUAAAGUUCAGGUCUAAAGAAAAAUUCCGCAGGUUUACUUUAAUAAAAUAAAAUAAAAUAAAUAAUAAUAAUAGUGAUGAUGAUGAUCAUAAUAAUAGUAAUCGCGCAAUUUUUAUGGCAAGAUAAUCAUCUGCGCAUUACAGCAAUUUUUAGUACAAUAAUAUAAAAUAAUAAAUAUGAUACGUCAAGAAAGAUACGUCUUUAAAAAUAAACAGCAAUACAACAACAACUUUUAUUUCAGUAUUCCCACGUGAUUAUUUAUGUUAUAAAUCUUAAAUGAAAAUAAGGGCUAUAAUUAAAGAACAAUUUUUUGUCUAUAUUCCAUACAUGAAUGUAUGUAAGCAGCUGUAAGUCUGUAGAUAUGAGGAUCGACAUUAUCAGAUAUAAAGAGGGUUUUUCCAUUGUUGUCAAAGUUAUUAAAAAGUGGGUAUCCAUUACUAAUGUUUCUGUAAAAGUUAGAUCGAAGACUAUCGUAAUGAUUACAAUUGAAUAGAAAGUGUAAUUUGUGUUCAACUUCAUUUAAGUGGCAGAAGGGGCAAACUAGAAGAUUUUCUGGAGUUUUCGGGACUGUAUACACCGUAUUCACAAAUGGCGGACACGCAGGAAAAAACUGGUGCCUAGUCAUGAAAGCGAGGCGUUGGAGGAUAAACAAAACUUGCAAAUGAGAACUUUCAGUGAAACUUGCAGAGUGUUUAGCACGGAUUCCACCUAAAAUAACUUUGUACGGACUUCUUUUUAAAUACAAUUACGUGGGAUGUCUUCUGCUUUUAAUGUUUAGUAGCUAUUUGCUGUUUGCAAUCAAAAGGGACGCGUAUAUCUUCAAGGAAACAGGAUGAUUUUGUAGGUUUCCGAAGCAUCAGAAGCUCGACAAGUGGAUGAUGGCUGGAGAAAAGCGGCAAACAUGUUGGCCCAAACUUCACAUUGAAACCGAGUACAAAAGCCAGCUCACUGCAAUUCGGUGAAACAGAAAUAUAAACAAAUCUUGGUGGCAAGAAAAAAAGGAAUUAGCGACAGAUAUAUGGCCUACUUGUUAACGCAAGAGACGUCUGCCGUUGAACAAAACAGUUCAAGUCGAGAUGGAAAAAUUAAAAAGGAAGACAGGAAAGAACAGGUGACUGAGGUUUCGAAGAAGUUAUGUUUGGUUUUUGUUUGCCAGGACGUUAUUCUCUGGUCUUUAUCGAUGAAGGACAUCAGUUAGAACUAUUUUUUUAGUAUGAAUGCAGGAGCGAUCGAGUGGAGUACGCUCAAAAUUUCAACUUGUUACUCGGCAGACUCGGUAAGCCGGACACAUAUCAUUUCAGCGAGUAAUUUCGUAUUUCUUAUCUUUGACUGUUAAGAGUUUUAACUUUAUGUUCCAUAAUAUUUUAAAGUUAUAGAAUACAUAAAUAAAUAAAAUGAUGGUCUUCUUAAACGGAUCCAGACUCGAAUUUAAUUAUUCGAAACAGAAGCUUGCCGUGUUCAGCCAUGACACAAACAUUGCCUUAAAAGUUUAACCUAGUAAAAUGUAAGCUUUAUACCACUUUUUUACCAAAAGCUCUCUCAGAUAAUGCCGAAAAGGAGACCAGGCAAAUAGCAAGCCCUAAGAUUCACACACUACAGCUUCUAAUUUUUGAUAAAAUUAUUUUUAAUUAUUUCGCAAUGACAAGGAAAUCAUGAGAUUUUUGCUAAGCUCUGCCAACGUACCUGAUCGAACAAUUCGCUCCAAAGCGACGGAAUUAAUAUGAUCCAAGGGCAGUUGUAAAUACAGACAUACAUAUGUACAUAGGUAUGUAUAAAAUGACACUGACAUGAAUGAAUAAGCCUCGUGAAUGAAUCUUUCAUCCGCCCUCGACUUGACCUGUUUUGUGUAAUGGCGGAGGUCUCUUCCGUUGACAAGUAGGCCAUAUAUCCGUCGCUUAUUUCUCUUUUUCUCGCACCAAGAUUUGUUUUAUUUCUGUCUUACAGAAUUGUAGUGGUCUGGCUUUCGUAUUCGGUUUCAGUGUGAAGUUUGGGCCAACAUGUUUUCCGCUUUUCUCCAGUCAUCGCCCACUUGUCGUGUCGAGCUUCUGAUGCUUCGGAAACCUACAAAAUCAUCCUGUUUCCUUGAAGAUAUACGCGUCCCUUUUGAUUGCAAAAAGCAAAUCACUACUAAACAUUGAAAGCAGAAGACAUCUCACGUAAUUGUAUUUGAAAAGAAGUCCGUAUAAAGUUGUUUUAGGUGGAAUCCGUGCUAAACACUCUGCAAGUUUCACUGAAAGUUUUCAUUUGCAAUUUUUGUUUAUCCUCCAACGCCUCGCUUUCAUGACUAGGCACCAGUUUUUUCCCGCGUGUCCGCCAUUUGUGAAUACGGUGUAUGACUGCCCGUUUCUUGUAAGCGAUGGUUGCCAAGUCUGAAUUUAUUUAGUGUUUUUUGUGAGUUAUAUUGGUAAUUAUGUUCAAGCAAUUACUUUUGUGACAGUUAUUGUUUAAUGUUGAGUAGAAUUUUAGUUUCUUUUUAUUUCUUUUAGAUUACAUUGGUGUGAAGUCAGUUCUUCACGUAUAGUUAAUUGGAUAUUCUUUAUAUACGUUGAAGAAUUGUUAUCAUUUAAAUACAAUUCAUUGAGACAUGAAUUGUUUCAUAGAGUAUUAACUUUUUUCAAAAGAUUCAUCUGGUUUUUCUCAGUCAUAUCUUUUGAUAUUUGUAAACAAUACUUAGCAUAAUGAUCAGCUUUUUUGUUUUCUAAAUGUAUCGAAAAUUUGAUAAUAUUUAUGUUAGUUUUUUCCUUCGGUGGUAGUCCAGGGGCACCCAACGACAAUUUUCGGAAAAAUAUCUGUUCGGAAGACGAUUUGAGAACUAGAAUUUUCGGAACAUUUGUUGUAAAAUUUCUUGCUUGCCUGCCUCUCCUAGGAUUUUCGAACAUCUUAAAAAUGGUAUAAUUGCAUAUUUUUUACGGAUUUUUACCCUAAAAAGGUCAUCUAGAAUUUUCGGGAGCCUUUUUUCUGGCUGAAAUUUUCGAAAAGGUAAGUUUUGAUCCCUAUUAUUUUCGGAUCACUAGACUUUCAGCUAGGAAAUCCGAACAGAUAAAAAUUUUUUAGGGGAUAAAAAUAUGCCUUUAUCUACCGUUUAAAUACUAAAAUACCUUUAACAAUGCUAUGUUUAAGUGCUUUUGAACUAUAUUCUCGUUGGGUGCCCCUGGUAGUCGUCCAAGUUCAUUUCUGCAUGCAACAUUUGGACUGUUAAUUCACACCUAAGACUUCUUUACAGAACUGAAUUUGUGUUUUCUCUAUUAUAUCAUUCUCCCAUGAAUCAUAAUCAUCUUUAUCGCAGAUGCUCCAAACCUCAGAGCCAUACAUCAGAAUUGGGAGAUACAGUGUAUUAAAUAAUCUGUUAGAAAUAUCUAUUGGAAGACUAAGAAAGUUAAGGAGUUGACGAGUUGCAAUAUAUGGAUCUGUAAUAUUUAAGUCAUGAAACUACAGCAUGAAAACGAACCAUGUGCUAGUCCUCCAUUUUAAAUGUACUGCGCAAGUGCAAAAUACAAGGAGCCUGGAACCUAAUAUAUUACAGGAUCUCUUGGCUUUGUCUUUUAGGAUUGCUUAGUGUUCUUUAAAACUACCAUUUGUGGAAAAUUUUACCCCAAGGUAGGUGUAACUUUUCGUGAUUUCGAUUUUUCAUUUUUAAUGUAACAUUGCUGCUUUAGAGUGGUCGACGACAGUUCGACUCGUUAAUACGGACACUCAAGGGGGGGGAACGGAAAUAUGAUAGAAAGUGUUUGUAUUAAUGGGGUGUCCGUAUUAAGCGGGUUGAAUUUAGAGAAAAAGUAAGAGCUUACCAUAUUUGUACUUUACUUUGCCUCCUACGUCCGUUUGUACUUUUGGGGGUUACAUGGAGUAGUGAGGAAAGUCUGCAUGGGUGAUGCUGUGGCUUGGAAAAUGAUGUCUGCCCUCAGAGUUGAUUUGCCUGGCUCAACAGGUCCAGUGGGGGGGGGGGGGGGGGGGACAGCUGCCCUCUCCGCCCGUCCCUUCUUGUCUGGCGGUGUCCGAACCAUAUUGAUACGUAUACUGUGUUGGCUUGGUAUCAACACAACUUGGUGCUAACGGCACUGUGAAACUUCUCGUCCCCCAAGUGGUGAUAUUUUGCGCUCUAGUCUUUCUGAGUGUCCAUGUUUCCAUUCGUAUGUUUUUGACUGUUUGUCUUGAGUUCAAGAAAAUUUAAGUACGGUAGAGCUUGAUAUAAUCCUUUCUUGAGCAAUAGUCUUAAAUUGCACAGUAAUAGAACAAAUCUCUGCAGUAGCUACAUGCUCUACAUGGUAAGCGAUCACUGGUUUGACAGUAGGCCUUCCCUCGUAUGGUGAGUGACAGCAGUGCCUCAAGGUAUAUCGAGCUCCUAUAUCGAACAUUUUGACGUCAUUUCCAUAGUCAUAAGUGUGUACACCAUGGAAAAUUGUUGUCUAUUUGUCAAAUAGAGGUCUUCACAAAUUCAAUAUCUUCUGCAGAGCGUUUCAGUUUCUGGCCUGGUCCAGAUGUCAUAUCUAUACGAAUGUUUCUGUUUAAGGUAGAACUUCCACUCCGGGCUUGUUUUGCGUUCAUGGUUGAAAAUAGAGUCCAUUCAUCUGCACACAAGUAGAGAUCUUAUUAUUAAAGAAUUCCUUAGGCAAGUCACCAAUAACUGAAAGAUGUUUACAGGGCCAAGCAUCGAGCCUUGAGGCAUCGAAGCCUUGAUUGUUGAAGAAACUGAGGACUAGCUCGCGUCGGCCCUCCUCGUCGCACGCGAGAAAAAAUUUCUGGUACCCAAAGUAGGACUAGCCAGAAAGAAACGAUAUUUUUGUGAUGGAACGGUCUGCCUAAAAAUUUUGAUACCCUUCAAUUCACUGAUUAAGGGUUUGGAAUGAAGCCUUCUAGGUUAGAGAUUCGUUGUGAAAAGCUCGAACGAAGAUGACUUUGGUAUCUAACUCAAUACAGCAAAACUCCCCAUCUUCGUUAAAGAUGUUAUUUCAAGUCAGAGGGGGGCUUGUCCAAAGAAUAGCUGCAUGAUGCGGUAGAGCAGGUUUGUUAGUUAAAAUUGUUCAAGUUUUGUUUCAUAUGCGACAGCUUCGAGUGAGAAGAAGGGGAACAGUAAGGUUAGCUACAGGGUGGGUGUUAAAACUAGUAGGUUAAACAUGACAGACAGAGUCUUGGAUUUGACCGAUGCAUUAAAAAAAUCAGUGAGGAUUCUGCAAAUCGUAUAUCAAGCAAACACUUUGGAAUAGGCAAAGCGAUGUAAAGGCGGAUCUUCGUUCGGCUUGCUCUGGCCGAAGGGCUUUCUCUGAAAAAGCCAGCCAGUUUUCCCUCAUGGACUCAAAAUGCUUUUCCUCUAGCUCACCCACCGGCCCGACUCAACGUAAAGGUCGACGCGAUGUCGAAAGUAAUUUAUUCACAGACCAAAGCGCAUGCAAUGUCCUGUGCAAACAACACGUCGCACAGGUUAACAAAAAGCGCUUUUAAACUCGCAUGUAUUUACUGUCAGUAUUUAAAACUCACACGUGCAGUAAAACAGCUGAAUCAUUAUUGUUCGAUUUCUGGCUUUAAAGGCAGAAUUUUUUUUACUAAUUUACUUCGAGGAAACCACAGGUUUUCAUAACUACAAAAAAAUCAACUUUGGAUCAAGUGGAUCGUCGUAAUGCCGAUAGCUCCACACUAACAGUGACUGAACUGCAUUAAGGCAUGUCAGUACGCAUGUUCGGGAUCAUUUUUAGUUCAAUAAAAUUGUGAGCAAAGGGCAUCGACUUAGACUGGCCUCCUUGACUACAUUCCAAGAUUCUGGUAAGUUAUUGCAGCAUCCAUUAAUGAUUCAAACAACGUUUUGUGACUCAACUGUGAUGAUUUACACUUAUAUAAUGUAUAUUGUUUAGUAUCAGAUGUAGUACAAAUGCGCCUCUCAAAAAGCUUGGCAAGGUUGUUUUCUUUCCUGAGAGAGUUCCACAGUUGCGUAUGUGGCAUUAAAGCUGUGAUCAUCGAAAAGAUUACUAUCCAAAAAAGAAUUUGAACGGAUUACUAGACAGAACUCUAAAGUCCCAGACUUUUCGGUUUUAUGUACACUUGUAAUCUCGCCUUUGUUGUUACAUUUAGCAUGUUGUAAACGUAAUGGGCCCACACAUGAAUUUGCGGCAAAGGUUCUAAGGAAACUGCCAAAAACUGUUAACGAAAUGCCAUCGGUUUUGUGUAACAUGCAUUUGCCAGUUUGAAUAGCAAAUCUAUGGUGAAGAAAACUUAUCCCGUGUUAAUGAAAAAGUUACUUUAUUCGAGUGAAUCUUAUUAAGAUCAUCCGCUUAAAACAAUAGUGUUAUCCCGACUGUAGAAUGUUGCUCGCUAUUACGCCAAUAAUAAAGUAGUUCAACCAUUUUCCGGCAUCAAAAGUGAAACUGCUUGCAAAGCUGAAGAGUACAGUGUGAUCUUUACGGGCGGAUUGGCGGAGACAAAUAUGCAUAUUCCAGUGAUUGAAGUAGAUUGGCGACUACGGCUCUAGUCAUCUUAAUUCUGGCAAACUUUGAGGUGCUAAUUUCCCAUAAACUUCCAAUAACCACUAGAGCUCGUUAGCACAGGCCAACUUUAUUGUUGCCGUUAUCAGCCGAGUUACGAGCAAUGCUCAGAGCUCUCAGUAUUUCUACCGAUCAUUUCUUGCAACUAAAGCCAUAAUAUGUAAGGGAAAGUUUACUUACCUUUUGACAGUGCUUCACUUGCUGUUACAGGCGUUGUCAACAGUGCACUGAUCCAGUGCUAGCAAUUAGCAAAGUUGUAAGAUGAAGCAUUCUGACUUGAAUAAAUGGCUUAAAGUAAAGACCUCUUUCAGACUGAAAGAUUGAACGAACUUAGUAAGACACUGAGCUGCGCUCCGGAUAAUUAGAACAGCCUUUAAUAAAUUAAUUUAAAGCAAUCUUGAAAGUUCUCUUGGUAGUACAACCAGAACACGACUAAAAGAAACAUUUCUUCGAAGAUUUCAUUUUAUUUCGCCACAAUGAAACUUAAAAUCAACUUUGCAAAUUCCUUCAUCCAGGUUGAAUUCAGUACAUGCCAGAUGAAGUACUCCUUUAUUUAACAAAAAGACGUGAAACUCUCAAAUAAAACUCUAGACGAAGAACUCUUCAAGAACUUUCAAGUUGAAUUUAAAUAACUGACGUACGAGAAUCAGUUUAAUAUGCAAGGGGGUAGUUUUAAAUAGAUUUUAAAUAAACAUUUUUUUGCGGUCCUCCUUUAAGUGAUCGUGGUAUUCGGCGAAAUAGUAAAUAUUUGCUGUUUGCGGAUGCAAUGAAAACAUCGGACGCGUUGAUGAUCAUGAAAUGCAGCUUAAUUGUGUCGAUUACAAGCAUUAACAGUUCGGUUAAAUCGACCGGAAAAUUCUCACCUUCAAGGAAACUGAAGCAGGGAUUUAGCCCAAUUAGCUCUGCGGCUAACUGCUAAUUCCCAACUCACGUACACUACAAAAGUCACGGUCAGUCACUGAAUGCCAAAAGUUUUCAAACUAAAUUAGCUACCAUUAAAAUUCUUUCUCUAAGACUUUUAACACACUCGAUCACCCCUUUUGUAGAUAAUAGAUUAUAUAUUAAUGUAGGGUCCAUUUUUUAACCUUGAGUUACACAGUAUUAACUUUAAGUAAAAUUUAGGCAUUUGUUAUUGUGCUGUUGUGAUCGAACCCCCGCUAUUACCAAUCCAAAGAGGUGAGGUAAACUUUCCCUGACAUCACUGAAUAAUGAUAAAUUAAAGAUAACGUUGUUCAAUUUUGAACACACACUCGGAAAAGGCAAGAAACGCUUUUUACCGGGUAACCGGCAACACUUAAGGAAUCCUGCUUUCAUUUUUUAUUGUUCCCAUUACUUUACUCAAAACAACAUACAUUAUCGAUCAUCAGUGAUCAUUUCAAAGUACUGUUCGUUAAUUGUUCUUUUUUUUUUCGAUUCGCCCAUAAUUGAUUAGAGGAAACUAAACAAGUGCAUGGGUAUAAUUUCCCAGACGUGGCCUACUGCACAUCCAGAGUGUGCAUUAUACUGCGGAAACACAGCCUUGACAACACUUUCCUGACAAGUCCCUCAAUUGACAUUGUCUUUGGGCGUAAACAUCGUCCAGAAAACAGGAGUUUCACUCAAAAAGCCUAUCUUAAAAAUACCCCUCAUCGUCAAACAACCAUCACGAUCAUUGUGAUUCAGUUGCGGCAUUACAACAGUACUGUAUCGUGUAUGAAGGCACAGAAGGUUUAAUAAGACCCUUUGCCCAGAGCACUAUCUCAGUUUAACAAGAUUGGCCACUAGGUCUUUUGUCAUGCGUGUUGAUUUUUCAGAGCAGCAAUUUUGGUGUUUAUUAGACCCUGGCUGUGGUAAAAAGUAGGAUUACGGGAUUUUUAAUUACUUUUGUGAUAAUUAUCUCGCUGUACAAAGCAAUGGGGCAAGGGUUAAUCCUUUUUCGCCGCGUAAAUGCACGAUUAAUAGGCUCUUUAAAUCGCACGCGAAAACUAGCUGUUCCCAAUGGAGAUGCUAUCAAUUAAUCUUUGAAUGGACGAUAUUUGCUGUUUGAACCUUUACACAAAUUGCUUUUAAGCCGUCUAGCUCAGUGUUGGUGUUAACGGAACAAAACAACUGAAAUUGACGCGGAUUUUGCUGAGAGCCAAUCAAAACGCUUUCCCAUUGUGUCAAGAUAUUUAGAACCGUCAGAACUGAGACGUCAAUGUAAUUGAUUGAAAAAGAAUAAUUCUUUUGUGGAAGGAGGAAGACGCCUUCUCUUAGAAACACCUGCAAUUUCAGAAGCGAGAGAUUUGUCUUUAGUGCAUAUAAUUUGCUAGUCAUGUUUUCGUUUGGGAUUGCUGUCGCGUGAUUUUAUCGAAGUUCAAACAAAUUUUGUUCCUUUGAUUUGCUCUUCGUUGUGAUUUUGGCAGCUUUUUAGGUAUUUUAUUGGCUUGUGUAAAUAAGAUUUCUUGUCUUGAUGCUUUUUUCGUUAUUUGCAUAUUGGUCUUUUAGAAUACAUUUUUUAUUCUUAUUUUCCUUGCCUUUCAGGAAACUUCGCGAAACAUGUCAUGGCGGACGAGACAACUAAAUAGAUGUUCGUCGGCGAUCCAUUGGUUACCCGCCAAGAAUUAAUAAGAGAAUAAUACUUCCUCGUCAAUGUCCCCCGCGGUGAAAAUUGCUUACAUUAGAUUUGAAAACAUUGCUGCUAACUACGACAACAUUAUUAUUCUCAAGUGGUUUAACCGACAGAACUGAGUAAAGCAAUAUUCAUAAAGCACGCGCUUCCUUGGAGUCGAAUAUUUCAAAUUUUCAAAGGCCUCACCUACAAUGGAUCCUGGUAAAUUUUGCGAUUUGAGCGACGAGUUUUUAAAGAAGAAGCUCUAUGACUGUAUGAUGAACUCGUUCCUCCCAGAUAAGAUAUCGCCAUCCCCUAGGGCGCUGCUAAAUGGUUAUUUUGCGGAAAUUGUAACGAUUAACCCGGCAGCGAGCCCAAAAUAUCUACGUUCGCCUCCGCUUCAGCACAGUCAUCAACGCAAGUAUCUCAAGCAUUCAAAAGACUACGCGUUGCACCACCUUCAAGAGCAAUUCCUUGAGGAUAUUCCCGAGGAACAACCCGAACUGACGAGUGUCCUCGGAAGCUGUCCGGAUCACCAGAAAGAGAAAUUGAAGUAUUUCUGUGAGACAUGCGAUGAGCCGAUUUGUCUUGAUUGUACCUCUUCGGAGCAUAGAAAACACAAGUUUUCGUAUCUCAGAGACGUUUAUCACAAACAGAAGCACAGCAUGGCUAGUUUGCUCGGACAGGGAAAGAACAAAAUUGAAAACACGCGAAAAUCACUGAACGAAGUGAAGACUUUAUUGUGUAAACUUCAGGAAGAGCGUUAUUCAAUGGAAGAGAAAAUUCGCGAAAAUACUCAAGCUUUAAUAGCUACUCUUCAACAGCAAGAGGAAAAACUGUUGGAUGAACUGAACAGCGCUUUCAGAACCAAAGACAGCUCACUUCGAAAAGAGAAGCAGCAUUUUGAGUCAAUUCUUGAACGAUUAAGCGGUAGUUGCCAAUACACAGAGAGGGCGGUCAAAUUCGGCAACGAACUGGAGAUCUUGGUCAUUCAAAAGCACUUAAAAAGACGGCUAAACGAAGUUUCCAACACUCGAAAGGACUUCAAAGCGGCAAAUUUGACAAACGUAUAUUACUUCCCCGACCCGAACUCAAACGAGAUUGCCCGAAAAGCCCUCGGUUACAUUGUUGUUUCCGAUACAUGUUCGGAGUUAUCAAUAGCAAGUGGCGAUGGACUGGUAAAAGGUCACGUGGGCGCAGCGGCUGAAUUUGUUGUGACUGCCAAAGGUUUCGACGACCAUCCUAAAACCCGAGGUGGCGAUAUGAUAACUAUCGACGUCAGAAGUCCUAAUAAGGCAGCUGUUUUGCCGGAAGUCGUGGAUAAGGGUGACGGAAGUUAUGCAGUCGCCUUCACACCGAAUUUAAACGGCGAGCACGAAGUGGGUGUCGCAAUUCACCGUCAACCCAUAAAAGGAAGUCCGUUUAAGGUGAUGGUCACCAAUCCCCGAAUUUAUAGCAAAAUAACUCGUCCAAUUCUGUCCAUUGGAAGCCUGGGAGAGGUUCGUGGGAAGUUUAAGCUUCCUUGUGGCGUUGCUGUCGAUGGCGAGGGCAAGAUUCUAGUAGCGGAUUGUCACAAUCAUCGCGUACAGAUUUUUGAUUCGCAAGGAAAGUUCGUCAAGAGCUUUGGAAACCUUGGAGAGAAAAACGGGCAGCUAAAUAACCCGACUGAUGUGGCAGUCGAUAAACAUGGAAACAUUGUUAUCUGUGACAAAGAUAAUCAUCGAAUUCAGCGAUUCACGAAAGAUGGCGUCUUUAUCAACAAAUUUGGUGGCUAUGGUGAAAAUCAAGGAAAGCUAAAACGCCCUUGGGGAGUUUCCCUUGGGAAUAAUGACGAAGUCAUUGUCACCGACCGCCGCAAUAGUAGGAUACAGAUAUUUAAAGAGGAUGGCAGUCUUUUGCGCGUGUUCGGUCGCCAUGGAAACGCCCAAGGAGAGCUGGAUCAGCCGUACCAUGCUAUCAUGAAUUCUAAGGGAGAAAUUUUUGUCACAGACAGUAACAAUCACGCAGUAAAAGUAUUUGAUCCCAACGGCAAUUUUGUACGGGAACUCGGCAAUGGGGAGACUAGCCAAUCAAUGCUAAAAUAUCCCACCGGUAUUGCUUUUGACAUGGACAAUCACGUGAUCGUAUCGGAUCAAUAUAACCACCGCAUCCAGGUUUUUAACGAAGACGGGAGCCUGGAGGCAACACUUGCAUCUGGUCUUAACGGACUAGGACAGAAGUGCUACCCCAAAGGUGUGGCUAUCACGCCGGGGGGUUUCAUCGUUGUCGCAGACAGUGACAACCAUCGAGUCAUUAUACUGUAAUAAAUAUCAGCAGAACGACCGGAGUAUCCUAUUUAUUCGAUUAAACGCCGCUGUCGAAUAAACGCCGCAGAUGAAAGCAGAAUCAUCAAUGAGCGCGGCCCUUGAAUUAACGCUACACCCAACGAGAAAUAAUGCGGCGUUUGUUCGAAAAUAUCAGUUCCGUCUUUAUAAUCUACAAUAUCCAGGCAAUUACGAUUCUAUCUCAGCAAGAAAGCUAAGGAGUUUUGAACAUCUUUCUGUUAUGUAAAAUAUUUACAAAUGAUGAAUUUUCCUAAUUGUUCUCAGUGAUUUAAGAAAUGCGAUAUUUAUACAAUCACCGUCGUCGAAUAAACUAUUUUUUUUCAUAAAAAAGCAGCGGUGUUUGAUCGAAUCAAUAAGAUAGGCUGAAUGCGCGCAAUUGUUUUUCAAAAUUACUCGAAGGAACAAGACGCAAAUUUCAGUUUUGAUAUUCCUGAGAUCCUGCAACAAAGCUAAGGCCGGAAUUCAAAUCUAUUUUUUCGUACGAUAUCGAUCGAAAAUAAGAUCUUAGAAUCUUUAAGUAGAACUUUGAUUUACCAUGAAUUAAAGAAGACCCCACCUGGUAUAUAUAAUCCACUUUUUUAACUUUUAGACUCUCUCAUAGUCUUAAAUUAGAAUAUCGGUCAUCAAUCCGAUUGAUGCUAGAUCCUUGCCGGUACAUUGCAAUGUCUGUAGUACAAAUCUUUAUAAAAUUAUAAUAUAUCUUUAAUAUAUUUUGAUAAUCAUAUCUUAUUAGGCUAUUAUUCAUAUAUUAACGGGCAUAUUUUAGAAAUAUCAUUACUAUUAUUAUUAUUGUACGGGAAGACGGUACUGUACAUUUGUUAUGUGCUUACAAGAAUAUAAAAAGAGUCGAUGUUUGUUUCGAUGUAAAGUCAAAGCUCUUUAACCCUUCCGCUGCUAAAGUGUUUGAUGGAGUUUUGUAAGGUGAUUCUAACUUUUGAGUCUGUGGACCAAAUCCUAUGAUGUGACCAUUCAAAUGAAAGCUCUCUGCCUGUACUUACACAUGGUGCUAUUUGUUUUUCAAAAUUUCCCAAAAUGAAAUUUGGAAAUGUGGUCGAAAUUUGCUUUUGGCUAAAUUUGACAGUGAAAGGGUUAAAGAAACCGAAAGAUUGACUGUUAUAGCUAAUAGGUGCCUUAAUCCAAUUAAGAGGUGUCCAACCUCUAGAGAGUCAGAUCUAGAGGUAUGACUUGAGUUUCAAUCCUAAGGAUGAGUCCUUUUGGUGUUCUUUUAAAAAGGAGUGUUGGCUCUAAAGAAGAUUGAAAUAUAUUCACGUACGAGAAAUAAUAACAAUGAGGUUCACAGGAAACCCAAGAUUGAUAGUUCUGCGCUCCCUGUUUUUGUUACAAACCGAAUUUUUUUGUUUAGAGGUAUUCGCAAAGGUUCUCAAAACGCUGAAAUACGGGCAAAAAUGUAGAAUAAAC
Molecule: messenger RNA, 17471 nt
Organism: Porites lobata
Lineage: Eukaryota; Metazoa; Cnidaria; Anthozoa; Scleractinia; Poritidae
Source: the annotation of a GenBank genome assembly